Molecule: messenger RNA, 1137 nt
Organism: Lasiosphaeria miniovina
Lineage: Eukaryota; Fungi; Ascomycota; Sordariomycetes; Sordariales; Lasiosphaeriaceae
Exons: 1
Source: RefSeq, a predicted model, not a curated record
GCCGAGCGUGACACGUUUGUCAGCUUCUCGCAGUUUCUGACUGACACAGACAAGGUCAGCUAUGCUGGCUUCGAGACCACGAGCGUCGCAAACGAAGCAGCAUUCAAGGAAAUCCAUGGCCACAUCCUCAAGAUGUACAGUGGAAUCAAGAACCCUCAGAAGAUCCAGAGCUUUGCCCUCGAUGAUGACUACGGCGACUGCAUCCCCAUCUUGGAGCAGCCCUCUGUCCACUUGCAAGGCAUUAAAGAACUGGCGCCGCCCCCCGCAGCAGGAAACGGCAACGCCACUGGCUCACCAUCCAUCAACGGCGGCCAGCUGCAAGGGGUGCCGUCGAUCCUGAGCCUCGGGCUCAAGGACCGCUUCGGCAACGCCGUCCAGUGCCCGGCGGGCACGAUCCCCAUGCAGCGGCUGACGGCCGAGCGGCUGACGCGCUUCAAAAAUCUGACCGACUUCUUCCGCAAGCCGAACCAGGACGAGCUGGAUGACAGAAAAAUCAGCAAGCGCGCCCUCCCGCACAGCUAUGCGCGCGUCACCGACACCGUCACUAACUUUGGCGGCAACUCGUGGAUGAACCUGUGGCAGCCCAACGCCUAUUUCUCCAUCUCGCAGCACUGGUACGUCGUCAACGUGCCCCACCAGACCGUCGAGGGCGGCUGGACGGUCAACCGGCAGAAGUGGGACAGCAAGCCGCGGCUCUUCAUCUUCUGGACCCCCGACGACUACGCCACUGGGUGCUGGAACCUCGACUGCUCGGGCUUCGUGCAGACGAACAACAACUGGCACCUGGGCGGGCCAUGGUCGCCCAUCUCAACCCGCGACGGCACCCAGUACGGAUUUACACUGCAGUGGAAGCUGUACAGGGGCAACUGGUGGCUCUUCCUGGCCGGCAGCGGUUCCAUCGAGGCAGUCGGGUACUACCCCGCGAGCAUCUACAAGAACGGGCCCAUCACGCAGAAGGCCGACUUUGCGAAAUGGGGCGGAGAGGUGGCUGCGGACAGCAGCGGCAACUUUGGCGAGAUGGGCAGCGGCAAGUUCCCGUCUGAAGGCUUUGGUAGGGCCGCGUACCAGCAGACCAUUUUCACCCUGCCCAAAGACGAGGAUGGUGGCUCUGGUGUCUGGGCCGGGCUCCAGAGCUUG